Molecule: messenger RNA, 1440 nt
Organism: Vigna umbellata (rice bean)
Lineage: Eukaryota; Viridiplantae; Streptophyta; Magnoliopsida; Fabales; Fabaceae
Product: transcription factor bHLH30-like
Biological process (GO): regulation of DNA-templated transcription
Molecular function (GO): DNA-binding transcription factor activity; protein dimerization activity
Source: RefSeq, a predicted model, not a curated record
AAACAAACCCACCUCAGCUUCUGACAUUUGAAUCUCCAUUUUUUUUUCUUUCUUUUAAUUUUUAAUUCUCCUCUCCAGCAAAAUAUUGUUAUAUAUAAAGCCUUGGAGUUUGUAUUAUCCUUCAAUAGAGUUCCAUAUAAAACAGGAGGCAACAGCGGCUGUAGAGUAGCUAGGGAAAUGAUACAGGAAGAUCAAGGGCAGUGUUCUUCUCAAGCGAUCAAUAACUACCACCAGGCUUAUCAAGACCAGCUUCUCCUUCAGCAACAGAUGCAGCAACAAAACAAUGAUAUCUUUGGUGGAGGAGGAAGAGGAGGGCUCAACAUGUACCCUGGUGAAGUCUCUCAAAUCAUGCAUCAGCCUUGGUCUAUUCCUCAUAAUCAGGUUCAUCACCCCUUCAACACGGUGAGAGAGCACGACCCUUUUCUUGUCCCUCCCCAACCUUCACCCUAUGCAACUUUGUUCAACCGAAGGGGUCAUUCUCUUCAGUUUGCAUAUGAUGGUUCAUCUUCUGACCAUCUUAGGAUCAUAUCAGACACCCUUGGACCGGUCGUUCAACCCGGUUCGGCACCCUUUGGCCUCCAAACCGAGUUGGCUAAGAUGACUGCUCAGGAAAUCAUGGAGGCCAAGGCCCUUGCAGCUUCCAAGAGUCACAGUGAAGCCGAAAGGAGGCGCAGAGAGAGAAUCAACAACCAUCUUGCCAAGCUUCGCAGCUUGUUGCCUAGCACAACCAAAACAGAUAAAGCAUCAUUGCUGGCAGAAGUGAUUCAGCAUGUGAAGGAGCUGAAGCGUCAAACCUCAUUGAUAGCAGAAUCGAGUCCGGUUCCUACGGAGGCUGAUGAGUUAACUGUGGUGGACGAAGCUGAUGAAGAUGGGAGGUCUGUGAUCAAAGCCUCUUUGUGCUGUGAAGAUAGGUCAGAUCUGUUUCCUGAACUCAUCAGGACCUUGAAAGCAUUGAGGCUAAGAACCCUUAAAGCUGAGAUCACAACGCUGGGAGGACGUGUGAAGAACGUGUUGUUCAUCACUGGGGAAGAAGAAGACUCGAGCAGCGGCAGCGAGGACCACAACCACCAACAGCAGUACUGCAUUAGCUCAAUACAAGAAGCACUUAAGGCGGUGAUGGAGAAGAGCGUGGGGGAUGAGUCUGCUUCAGCAAAUAUUAAGAGACAAAGGACCAAUAUAAUAUCAAUGUCCUAGAAAGGAUGGAGGUCUUUAUAAAUUUUAUUUAAUUAAAGGCCUAUAUGAUUACCAUUAUUAUCUACUUAGUUGUUAUAUAUAUUUACAUAUUUUGAUCUGCAUAUUUUUUGGGGGUGUGGUUUGCUUUUCCUUUUCUUUCUUUUCAACAGUGUGUGCCUGAAAAUGUUAUUACUAUAUGUAUCUUCUCCAUCAACAUCAUCAUCGUUAAAAAAUGAGGUAAUGAUAUUGAAUGGUUUUUUCUUUAAA